Messenger RNA from Dromiciops gliroides (monito del monte), 4090 nucleotides. Its product is annotated as 7-alpha-hydroxycholest-4-en-3-one 12-alpha-hydroxylase-like. Bases 31 to 1554 code for a protein of 507 amino acids. The transcript has a single exon. The record is from RefSeq and is a predicted model, not a curated record. Gene Ontology annotation, molecular function: sterol 12-alpha-hydroxylase activity; iron ion binding; heme binding. NCBI's taxonomy places the organism in Eukaryota, Metazoa, Chordata, Mammalia, Microbiotheria, Microbiotheriidae.
CAGAGAACACAGUUCCCUUGUGGUGUGGUGAUGGCAUUCUGGGCUUCUGUGUUUAUUCUCUUGGUGAGCAUUGUCCUGGUAGGGCUAUACAGGCUGGGGGCCUUGCGUCAGAGGAGAGCCAGAGAGCCCCCUCUGGACAAAGGCCCCAUCCCCUGGCUGGGCCAUGGAAGGGACUUCAGUAAGGAUCCCUCCAAUUUCUUGAAGAGGAUGCAAGAACGUCAUGGGGACAUCUUCACUGUUCAGAUUGCUGGCAGAUACAUCACCUACGUCACAGACCCCUUUUCCUUUGAUGCCAUCCUGAAGGAGAAAAGAAGCAAGCUGGACUUUGAUGAGUUUGCAUCUGAAAUGGUGUUCAGAGUUUUUGGCUUCCUAAAAUGGGAAGGUCAACAGAAGAUUAUGCACAAUACCUCGUCAAAGCACUUAAUGGGGACUGGUCUAGUUGGUCUGACCCAGGCCAUGAUGGAUAGUCUAAAGAUCCUGCUGGAAUCUGAUGUUACCAUGAGCCCAGGAGCCCAGGAGUGGAAGCAGGCAGGGCUCUUUCAAUACUGCUACAACAUUGUCUUCAGAGCUGGUUACCUGGUAUUAUUUGGGAACGUCUCCACUAAUGACAAGGCGGGCCAUGCUCAGGAGCUCCUGCAAACCCAGAAAGUCUUUGAGGAAUUCAGGAAAUUUGACAUUCUCUUUCCCCAGGCAUUUUACUCUGUGCUCACAUCCAAGGAGAAGCAAGAAGUGAGGAGGCUCAAACGCUUCUUCUGGGAUCUUCUCUCUGCACAGAAGAUCCUGGAGAAGGAUAAUGUGAGUGGAUGGAUCCUUUCCAUUCAGCAGCAGCUGGCUGACCUGGGAAUGCCUGAGCUAGGGCUGAGCCAAUUUAACUUUGUACUGCUCUGGGCUGCCCAGGGCAACACAGGGGUUGUAGCCUUCUGGACCCUCCUCUUCCUCAUGAAGAAUCCCAAAGCUCUGAAGGCUGUGAGGGAGGAGGCAGAAAGAGUCCUCAGGAGAAUGGGGCAGGAGGUGAGACCAGCUGGGGUGCCCAUCAAUGUUGACUAUAGCAUGCUGCAGCAGACCCCAGUGCUGGACAGUGUCAUGGAGGAGACAUUACGCUUGGUGGUUGCUCCUGUCCUGAGCAGGGUUGUCAUGGAGGACAUGAUCCUGAAAAUGCAUGAUGGCAGGGAGUAUGCCCUCCGCCAGGGAGAUUUAGUUUCCAUAGUCCCCUACCUGUUCCUCAAUAUGGACCCAGAAAUUUACCCAGACCCCUCUACAUUCAAAUAUGACCGUUUUCUGAAUCCUGAUGGCAGCAGAAAAGUAGCUUUCUACAAGCAAGGGAGAAGGGUUAAAUCACCUAUUUUGGCAUGGGGUGCUGGUACCUCCAUCUGUCCUGGGAGGUUCUUUGCCCUCAAUGAGAUGAAGAUGUUUGUGUUCUUGAUGAUCACACAGUAUGAUAUAGAGUUAGUUGAUCAGGAGGUAAAGAUCCCUUCAAUGAAUGUGAAGCGCUGGGGAACUGGUGCCAUGCAACCAAUUCAUGAUGUCCAGUUCCAGUAUCGAAUACACUUCUAGUUUGGUGGUGACAACUUUUGUAAAAUCUCAAGGAUUCCGUGGGGUACAGUCACUACCUCCCCUUUCUAACGAACCUCUUGUUGUCCACAAUCUCCUCUCCUAUAACAUGGAUCUUGUCCUCACCACUCUACUAAACUGCUCUCCAAUGCCUUUUCCAAUCAACACAUCCAAUCCUCUUUUCUCAGGCUUCUUUCACUUGUCUGUAGCCUUGGAUACUCCUGACUAUGCCUUCUUUCUGAAGACUCCCUUCUUGCUGGGUUUCCUUUCUGACUCUUGCUUAAUCUCCUGGAUUGAUUCUUUUUUCUGCUGUUGGGUAGAGGUUGCAGAGAGAUUGAAUACUAAGGGAAAAUCCUCCACACAGUUAGGACUGUCCCAUGGCACAAUGGGCUGCCUUGGACACAGUGGGCACAGGGAGGGGUAGCAUGGUGGGACAGUGGCAGUGAAGGUCAGCAGUCAAAGACUGGACAACUCCUUUUCUGGGGUGUUGUUCAGGGGAUUCCUGCUGAAGUCCAAGUCAGACUAGCUGGCCUCUGAGGUCCCUUCCUGGCUCAGUUUCUAGGAGUGAACAGCCAUUUGUAGGACAUCUUGGUUCCUGUGACCCUGCUCUCUUCCUGUAACUGACUUUCCCUUCUCUGUGUCCUCUGCAGGCUCAUUCUCUUCCUCCUGCUCCUGAGCUCCCAAGGCUCUGUACUUGGUUUUCUAUCCUUUCCCUUUACUUUCUCCCUUGACAGUCUCUGUCACACCAAGACUACAGUUAGAACCUCUAUUCAUAUCAUUCCAAGUCUGCAUUCCAGAUCAGGUUGUUGGUCAUUUUCCUGUCCAGGAUAUUUGACUGCCUUUGUCUAGCUGCAUCUUGAUAUCCCAAUUGUACAUAUCCUCGACUAAAAUCAUCCCCAAACCUGAGUCCUUUCCCAACUUGUGCUUCUAUCUGUUAUUGAUACCAAUAUCUUUCUAGGGACCCAGACUCUAAGUGUUGGAGUAAUUUUUAAGUCCAACCUCUUCCUUUCUUGUCUUAUUAGCCAGUCACUACCUAAGAUUUUCCUCUCCAAUCUCUCUGACAUCUGUCCAAUUUUUUCUGUGCCCACUGUCAUAGCCCUGGAUGUGUGGGGCAUCACUUCUCAUCUGAACUAUUGCAAUGCUCUCCUGCCUAGUUUCCCUGUCCCACCACUCCCAUUUGUAUAGAAUACCAGAUUCAUCUCCCUAGAGUAAUUCUAUGACACCAUGACUCCCCAGUUCAAGGAUAUCCUAUGUCUCCCAUUGCCUAUAGGAUAAAGUCCAAGCCCCUUAACCCAGCAGUCAAGACCCCCAACAUACAGGUGCCACUCUUUCUUAAGCACAUUCUUUUCCCACACAGCUCCUGUGCGUACUAUCUUUUUCUUCUAAUGUGGACCAUUUACAGUUUGUCCAAGAUGCUCCUCUGACUUGUGGCAUAAGCAGAGCUUUGCUUCUGCAUGGUGUAGCAUAAAGAAUAUUGGCAUUGGAAUCAAAACACCAGGGCUCAGUCCCCAGCUUUGCUUGCUAUAACUGGAUAUUUGAAGUCCUUUCACCUCUGUAAGGCUCAGCUUCCUCUCCCAUAAAUCAAGUGUGUCUGACUGGAUGAGCUCCCAGCAUUUCCAAUUCUAAACCCCAUCAUACUCUGCUGAGAAUACUCUUCCCCACAUCUCUCUCUAUUUACAUUUUAUCCAUUUUUGGAUUCUGGUAUAUGGUAUUUUUUUCUGGUGUCCAUUUUAUCUCCAGCUGGAGGCUACACUCUCCUUGAGGAUGCCUAUGGAAUUGAAUCAAAGAGUAAGGAGUGGUAAGUAUCCACUCUGUACUGUUUGGCCAGAGGGUGUCCUGCCUAAUGGCCACAGGUUUUGGGGUUGACUUGGUUGUCCUCUCCCUGGAGAGGGAUAUUAGCAUGGCUCACGUUACUCUUUAACACCAUUCAACUAAGCUGGGAAAUAAUUUUUACAGCCAAUAUCCCUAAUAAAGGCCUCAUUCCUCAAAUAUAGAAGGAACUGAGUCCAAUUUAUAAGAGUACAAGUCAUUCCCAAUUGAGAAAAGGUCAAAGGAUAUGAACAGCCAAUUUUCAGAUGAAGAAAUCAAAGCUACCUAUAGUCCUAUAAAAAUACUUUAAAUAACUAUUGAGUAGAGAGAUGCAAAUUAAAAGACCUCUGAGGUACCACCUCCUAGCGAUCAGAUUUGCUAAUGUGACAGAAAAGGAAAAUGGUCAAUGUUGUAAGGGAGGUGGAAAAGGUGGGACACUAAUGCACUUUCGGUGGAGUUGUGAGUUGCUCCAACCACUUUGGAGAGCACCUUGGAAGUAUGUCCAAAGGAUAGACAACUUCCAGCAAUAUCACUACCAGAUCUAUAUGCCAAAGAGAUACAAAAAAAAGGAAAAACAAAAUGGCCGGACAAUUUGUGGUAUUUGAUAGUCAAGGAAUACAAUUGUGCUAUGAGAAAUGAUGAAUAGACUGAUGUAAAAUAAAACCUGGAAAGACUUACAUAAGCUCAUGAAAAGUGAAGUGAGCAGAACCAGGAGGACACUGUAGACUGU